This is a messenger RNA of Adineta steineri, 1728 nucleotides long. The record is from the annotation of a GenBank genome assembly. NCBI's taxonomy places the organism in Eukaryota, Metazoa, Rotifera, Eurotatoria, Adinetida, Adinetidae.
AUGAGUAGAAUAGUUAAAAUAUCAUUGAUUUUAUUUAUAUUCAAUUUUUAUUGUUUAUCGAAUAUUAAUGGUCAAGCAAGUACUUAUUGUAAUCCAAUAAAUAUUGAUUAUACAUAUAGUAUUUAUAAUGCAAUUGAUAGUUUUUCCUAUCGUUCUGGUGCUGAUCCAGCUGUAGUUAAAUUUCGAAAUGAAUAUUAUAUGUUUGUUACACGUUCAAUGGGUUAUUGGCAUUCAACCGAUUUACUUCAAUGGUCAUUUAUAACACCUGAAAAAUGGUAUUUUCAAGGAUCAAAUGCUCCAGCUGCUCAUAAUUUUAAUGAUUCUGUUUUAUAUGUAACUGGUGAUCCGUCCGGUUCUAUGAGCAUUCUUUAUACAGAUAAUCCAAAGAAAGGUGAUUGGAAAGGCAUACCAUUAAUUAUGCAUGAUUUACAAGAUCCAGAUUUAUUUAUCGAUGAUGAUGGUAAAGCUUAUAUGUUUUGGGGUUCAUCAAAUACAUAUCCUAUUCGAGCAAAAACACUUGAUGCACAAGAUAUGUUUCGUCCAUCAAAACAAACUUAUGAAUUAUUUAAUUUAGAUGAAAAUAAACAUGGAUGGGAACGUUUUGGUGAAAAUCAUGGUGAUAAAGUACUUAAAGGAUAUAUUGAAGGUCCUUGGUUAACAAAAUAUAACAAUACAUAUUAUAUGCAGUAUGCAGCACCUGGAACUGAAUUUAAUGUUUAUGGUGAUGGUGUUUAUACGAGUAAAUCACCUCUUGGUCCAUAUACUUAUGCACCAAAUAAUCCAAUAUCAUAUAAACCAGGUGGAUUUAUGAAUGGAGCUGGACAUGGUAGUACGGUAAUUGGACCAAAUAAUAAAUAUUGGCAUUUUGGAUCAAUGGCAGUAUCAAUAAAUGUUAAUUGGGAAAGACGUAUAUGUAUGUUUCCAACCGAAUUUGAUAAAGAUGGGUUAAUGUAUACAGAUACUUCAUUUGGUGAUUAUCCACAUUAUGCUCCAACAGUUGCAGGGAAAAUGGGUGAAUUUACUGGAUGGAUGUUAUUAUCAUAUAAAAAGUCAGUUAAAGCAUCAUCUUAUUAUGAUAAUUAUAAACCUGAAAAUAUUGUUGAUGAAAAUGUGAAAACAUUUUGGGUAGCAGAAAAAAAUGAUAAUCAACAAUGGAUUGAAAUUGAUCUUGUCAAUUUUGGAAUUGUACAUGCUAUUCAAAUAAAUUAUCAUGAUUAUAAAUCAAAUAUUUUUGGAAAAGUUCAAGGAUUAUAUCAUCGUUAUUUAAUUGAAAGUUCAAUUAAUGGAAAAAAUUGGUCAAUCUUAAUUGAUAGAAAAAAUAAUUAUAAAGAUGUACCUAAUGAUUAUAUUGAACUUGAUACUCCUCAAGUUGUUCGAUAUAUUCGCUAUAGAAAUAUUUAUGUACCAACACCGAAACUUUCUAUAUCUGAUUUACGUAUAUUUGGUCGUGGUCAUGGUAAAGUUCCAACUAAAGUUAGAAAUUUAGUUAUAAAAAGAAAUAAAGAUCGACGAGAUGCUAUGAUAACAUGGAAUCAACAAGAAAAUUGUCAUGGAUAUAAUGUUCUUUGGGGAAUUGCUCCAAAUAAAUUAUACAAUUCAUGGAUGGUUUAUGAGAAUAAUUUUUUAGAAUUGAAAAGUUUAUCAGUAGAUCAAAUUUAUUAUUUUUCUGUUGAAGCUUUUAAUGAAAAUGGUAUUUCAGAACGUGCAAAUAUUAUUAAAAUCGAAUAA